Ochlerotatus camptorhynchus is the source of this 2584-nucleotide messenger RNA. Its product is annotated as cartilage oligomeric matrix protein-like. Gene Ontology annotation, molecular function: calcium ion binding. The transcript has 5 exons. Gene Ontology annotation, biological process: cell adhesion. Lineage: Eukaryota; Metazoa; Arthropoda; Insecta; Diptera; Culicidae. The coding region runs from base 8 to 2323 and encodes 771 amino acids. The record is from RefSeq and is a predicted model, not a curated record. Gene Ontology annotation, cellular component: extracellular region.
AUCGGAGAUGUUCAGUCUAACGUUACUGAAACUACUGCUUCCAAUCAUGCUCGUCCAAUCGGACGAGCUCCGCCGUUAUGGCGACACUCGCGAUUGGUAUCUGGACAACCUCUACAUCCCGAACCAGAACCCAUCACUGCCUCCCAAUCGGAACGUCCUUCCCGGAAUGGAUGCUCCCAUGCAUGAGUUCGACUGUGAUGCUUACUUCUCGUUGAUUUGGAAGGAGCUGGACUUUGUCCGGAGUUUGCUGGACAAGUGUACCAAUUGCGUCAAGAAUGUCACGUUUCCCGUUUCCAACAAAGACUACUGUUAUAAUGGUCUUUGCUUCGCUGGCGUAGCUUGCCACGAAUACGGUCGCAAACCUUACUGUGACCAAUGUCCAGUGGGUUACGACGGUGACGGGCGAAAUUGUUUCCGGAGGAAUCUCUGCUUGAAAAAACCCUGUUACGAAGGGGUGGACUGCCGAAUGGUGGAUGAGUAUCCAUACUAUCGUUGCGGCAAAUGUCCUUCCGGGUACGAAGGUGAUGGCGAGACUUGUCAACCGAUGGAUACAUGCGUCAAGAAGCCUUGCUUUCCGGGAGUUAGCUGCCGGUGGUCGGCGAAGUCUCCGCAUUUUGAGUGCGGAUCAUGCCCAGCAGGGUACGAAGGGGAUGGACGAUACUGUAGUCGAAAUACUUGUUUGGUUAAACCUUGCUAUACGGGGGUUAGUUGUUCCAAGAAGAAUACGGCACCGUAUUUUACUUGCGGUGGAUGUCCGGUGGGCUUGGCCGGUAAUGGAGUGCUGUGUGGGAAGGAUAGCGAUCAGGAUGGAUAUCCGGAUGUGGCGUUGAGUUGCUCGGAUCCACAGUGCGCAAAGGACAAUUGUUUGGAGUUGCCUAAUUCGGGUCAGGAAGACUUGAAUGGUAACGGAAUUGGUGAUGUUUGUGACAGGGAUAUGGACUUUGACGGACUGUAUAAUGAGAACGAUAACUGUCCAAAUGUGGCAAAUUCGCGGCAGGAAGAUUCGGACGGGGACAAGAUCGGAGAUCAUUGUGAUAACUGUCCAAGUAAUUCCAAUACGGAUCAGCUUGAUGCAGACGGGGAUGGACUUGGGGAUGUGUGUGACAGUGAUCUGGAUGGUGAUGGAUUGAGUAAUGAUAGAGAUAACUGCAUAUGGGUCUCCAACCCUGGACAAGAAGAUCGCGACAGAGACGGCGUAGGGGAUGUUUGUGACAACUGCCCAAACAAUGUCAACAGUGAUCAGAAGGAUUCGGAUGGGGAUGAGGUGGGUGACGUUUGCGAAACAGGUCUGGAUACGGACGGAGAUGGUAUUCAGGAUAAUCGGGACAACUGUUGGAAUGAGAUCAACGCUGACCAGUUGGAUUCAGAUUCGGAUGGGAUUGGGGAUGCUUGUGACGAUGAUAAGGAUAACGAUGGAGUUAUCAAUGAGGAGGAUAAUUGUUUGUUGGUCUCCAAUUCUAACCAAGAGGAUCUGAACAUGAACGGAGUCGGAGAUGCUUGUGAAGUAGACUUCGAUGGAGAUUCCAUAGUGGAUUGGUUGGACAACUGUCCACGCAAUGCACGUAUAAAGCACCCCGACUUCCGGAAGUUUAAAACCAUAGCUCUUGAUCCUGUCGGUCAGAGUCAAUACGAUCCGUAUUGGGAAAUUCGAAACCGAGGUGCGGAGAUCUUCCAGAAGUUCAACAGCGAUCCCGGAUUGGCAAUCGGGCGCGAUCGAUUGCAAGGCGUGGAUUUCGAAGGAACGUUCUUUGUGUCGGAGUCAUCGACAUUUGUGGACGAUGACUUUGUAGGAUUUGUAUUUGGAUUCGUCAACAAUAGGAAAUUUUACAUGGCGUCGUGGAAACAAAGAAACCAAUUAUAUUGGGAAUACAACCCAUUUAAAGCCUAUGCAACAUCUGGAAUUUUAUUAAAACUUGUUAAUAGCACAACCGGACCGGGGAUCGACCUACGAAAUAGCCUGUGGCAUGACGCCAGCGUAACCGGACAGACCCAGCUCCUGUGGCAGGAUCCGAUCAAGAAGGGUUGGAAAUUUUCCACUUCUUACCGAUGGAAGUUGCUCCACCGACCAUCGAUUGGACUGAUUCGAUUCCGACUGUACAAGGGGGAAUUUCUAGAGGCCGACUCGGGCAACAUUUUUGAUCGAACUAUCAAAGGAGGUCGUGUAGGAGUCUACUGUUUCUCGCAGGAGCUAAUCACAUGGUCGAACCUGGUCUACCGCUGCAACGAAAACAUUCCGCAGAACAUUUUCGAAGAAAUCAAACCUCAGCUAUCGGCCAAGCAACUCAAGAAGAUAGCGUCACUCAAGGUCAACGAGGAUUGGUGAUUUCACUUGUUUAUGUAUCAACCCGCACACUCCAGCUAAUAGAUUAAUGUCGCUAUUUGUCACUCCGUUCAAUGCUUUCCGAACCCACGUAAUGUUGAUUGAAUCAUUCCCACCGCUACGAAUGCCAUACCGAACCACUACUGCACUGCAUCAUCCCUAGUGCCGGUGCCGACCAUUUACGGUAUGGAUUCGAUUUGGUCGAAUCCAACUCUAACAUUCCUAAUUUAUUUCUUAAUUUGCACUCACUUAUCAUUUGGUUUC